AUGAUCGUCGGACGACAGAAGCAGCACAAAGUGACGACGUAUCGAGACUUCAUGGCGAGCCGCGGAUAUUUGGACUCUUCCAGACUUAUGUAAUUCAGAAUUCGAACUGGAAACGCUUGAAAUUUACGUUUAGGAUGCAAUCGAAGCCCUCAUUUUUGCCGUUUGAAUUCAACGAAGAGGAAGAGAAAGAGAUAAAUGAGGCGAUAGCCAGAGAGGAAGAAUAUAUGCGGAUUGAGGUGAUUUCGGAAGUCGAGACUUCUAAGGACCUGUUUAAUGAGCUGCGAAAGUGUCAAAGUUUGUAAAAAGGCCAGGAAAAUGGUUAAUUUUCAGGAAGAGAACAAGAUUAGCGCGUACGACGCCGCCGGCAACCCGAUUCGCCAUAAUAACGCUUUCGGCGAAGGUCAACGGGCGAUUCCGUACGUCUCGAACCUUCUUCCGUCCGCCAACGACAGUGCGGACGAUAAAGUCAUCAAACAGGUAAUUGCAGAAAAAAUGAGUGAUGACCAGCCUGUGCUCAGGUUCUGGACGUGAUGUUCAGUCAAGUGUGCCGGUGGGACCGUCAGUACGGAUGGUCGAAAGCGCAUUUGAAAAGGGCAAGGGCCAAGACGGACACGGAGAAGAUUCAGUGAGUUCUCGGGAAGAACAUGGACUCAAUCUUGGAUGAUAACUUUUCAGAUAUCGCAAAUUCCGACAGAAUCAGAGAGAAAUGAUGAUCAGUGAGCACAUGGAACGGCUCAAAAAGGAGAUUAACAAGCGAAGGACCAAAAUGGAGAACGAGGCGGAGCAACUGUGCGGAAUGCACACGCCGUGGAGGAAAGCACGCUCGAGGCCGCAGAGAAGUGAGUGA
This is a messenger RNA of Caenorhabditis sp. 36 PRJEB53466, 847 nucleotides long. The record is from the annotation of a GenBank genome assembly. NCBI's taxonomy places the organism in Eukaryota, Metazoa, Nematoda, Chromadorea, Rhabditida, Rhabditidae.